UCAAACCGAACUGAUAACAGUCGAGAGAUACAGACCGCUGCCAACAUGUGCAAAGGACUAGCUGCCUUGCCUGCUACCUGCCUCAGAAGCGCCAAGGAUAUGAAACAUCGCCUUGGCUUACUGUUGCCGAAGACAGAGGCUUGGACUGAUCACAGCUCUGUGUCCGCCAAGAAGGAUAAGACAAGUACAGCUCACAGGCUCAGCUGGGACGAGGUCAAAGAAUGGAAUGAAUCUUUGCAAAAACUUAUAACUCAUAAACAUGGCCUGGUGGUAUUUGCUGAAUUCCUACGGUCGGAGUACAGCGAGGAGAAUAUCAGGUUCUGGUUGGAGUGCGAGGAAUUCAAAAGCUGCAAGCCAUCUGCAAAGCUGGCCUUGAAGGCAAAGAAGGUUUUCGAUGAAUACAUUGCAGUUGAUGCACCCAAGGAGGUCAAUUUAGAAUCACACAUCAGAGAAAAGACGAAGAAAAGCAUUGUGGACCCAACAUCGUCUUGUUUCAAUGAAGCACAAAGCAAGAUCUAUAUAUUGAUGGAGAAGGAUUCUUACCCCAGGUUUCUGAAGUCUAAAAUCUACUUGGAUUUACUUAGCCAAACUCACGCCAGAGGCCACUCCAAAUCCAAAGACCAAACACGCUUGUCCUGUCACUCGCAGCGCUUACGUGCUUAGGGGUAUCUGGUCUGUCAGUGUGAAGAUGUUUUAUGUUCUAGUCGUGUUUAAAUAUUUCUUAGACAAUGUAAAAUAAAGCCUUCAAUGUUAUUGUUGUUGGUGAAAAUUGAUUGUAAAUCCUUCAGAAUUAAGGUCACUUUUUUAGUACAAUUUUAUCAAGAGUUCAUUUUUUUAAUCUCGUGGUAUUUAUCUCUAUGUUGGAAAUAUCCGUGCCGUUCCAUUUAUUGUUACCUCCACUGAAAUCAGACAGAGAACAGUUCUUCUUGAAUGUGUUUGUAUUCCUAGUAUUUCUCAUUUCUUGUACUUCCUUUCACGUCAGAGGUUCUUCACCCCAUCAGGUCCAUGCUGGCUUCCAGACGUUCCCAAGUCCCAUCCCUCCAUCUAUUCCCCUGCAAGCCAUCCUCUCUCACAAACCCUUCGAUUCUCCUACCCCAUCUACAUUCAUGGUACUUUCCUUUGAUCAAUAAGUCUGCCAACCCGCAUGCCUUUUGGAUGUGGGAGGAAAUCGGAGUAUCUGAGGGAGACCCAAUGAGUCAGAGGGAGAACAUGCAAACUCCACACAGACAGUGUUGAGAAAUCAGGAUUGAAUCAGGAUUCCACUCGGGCCGUGGUAUAACUACUGGAUGAAUAUCACUGUUCCUUCACACACUCUUAGAGUCAAAGAGUGAUACAGAGUUGAAACAGGCCCUCCGGCCCAACUUGCCCACGCCUACCAACAUGUCCCACCUGCCAGCAUUUGGUCCAUAUCCCUCUAAACCUGUCCUAUCCAUGUACCUGUCCAGCUGCUUCUUAAAUGUUGGGAUAGUCCCUGCCUUAACUACUUCCUCUGGCAGCUUGCUCCAUACACCCACCACCCUUUGUGUGAAAAAGUUACUCCUCUGAUUCCAAAUAAAUCUUUUGAUGAAGAUCUCCAAGUAAAUCUCACUUGGUGAAAAUCCUGGAGCAUUCUUGGAUAAUGUGGGAGUGGGCUCGCCAUAUUGUCUGCAAUAUUUCACAAAGAAAAUCCAUUGGCAUCUUCAAAGAUCUUCAUUGCCCCAUCAGCUCCCAGAUAUGAAAUAUAUAAGUCGCAGAACUUAGAGUUUGUCAGCGUAUGGUCAUUCCUGUCUGCCCUCUCAAGAGACACCACACAAAGUUCUUGUGGUAAAUUACAUGCUGUGACUUGUACAGAAAUCACCUUUCCACUAGUAUGGGAUAAUCUAAAUGAAACCAGUAUUCAUUCUUAUCAACGGCGUAUCAGUGUAAGAUUCCCAAACCUGCCGCAUAAUAUUAUUAAACAAAGUAGAAUUCAUGGAGGGAGGGAAUGUUUACGGAAAAAAAUGUCUUGUUUCAUUCUGCGAAUUUGUCAAUGAUAUAAUUGUGUCUGUAGAGGUCGAUUGUUGAGUUUAAUAUUAUCUGAGAAUAAUUUAUUGUACAUCAGGAAUAAUAAGAAAGUUGAAUUAUUUUUCUAUGCAUUACAUUCAGUAUUGCUGCACUCUGUGCGUGGUUGGGUUAAACACAAAGCAGGUCAGGCAGUAUCGGUGGAGGGAAUGGACAGCCGACGUUUCGGACCGAUUGGAGCAGGGGGAAGACCAAGGUGGAAAACAGAGGUGGUUCUUCAGUCCUGACGAAGGGUCAUCCUUCCAUUCUCUCCUCUGAUGCCGAGUUCCUCCAGCACUUUGUGUUUUGCUCACGAUUCCAGCAUCUGCAGUACCUUAGCGUGUUUGAGUUAGUCUGACUGACUGCAUUGGGAUUAACAAUCGUCAGUCAACAAAGCAGCGUAACACCAAGUGUGGCAAGAGUCAGCAUUUCUCCUCUAUUUAUUGCUUCAAUUACAGUGUGUUGUAUUUCCCUUUGUUUUGAAUACUUAAAU
Amblyraja radiata (thorny skate) is the source of this 2512-nucleotide messenger RNA. Its product is annotated as regulator of G-protein signaling 4-like. Lineage: Eukaryota; Metazoa; Chordata; Chondrichthyes; Rajiformes; Rajidae. Bases 46 to 663 code for a protein of 205 amino acids. The transcript is spliced from 5 exons. The record is from RefSeq and is a predicted model, not a curated record.